Molecule: messenger RNA, 1365 nt
Organism: Corylus avellana
Lineage: Eukaryota; Viridiplantae; Streptophyta; Magnoliopsida; Fagales; Betulaceae
Product: heme binding protein
Molecular function (GO): heme binding
Source: RefSeq, a predicted model, not a curated record
GUCGUUGACAAAUACAGAAACACAGAAACCAACGACACCAUUUCCAAUUCAAUCACGAAGUUUCGACCCGUACAAUGCUCCGACACCUGCUGCCACUUCUAUUGCUCUUGUUAUGCUCCAACUCGAUCGGACGGGUCAGCUCGCACCAAGAGUCGGGCGAGUGGAGCUGCGAGGCCGACUCGGAGAUUCAAGUGGAGGCCGAGUUCAGGCCCGGCCUCGUCACCGUCGACGGCCACGCCGACGACUGGAAGGACAUUGAUGGCUUCGAGUUCCCUCUCCGCCCUGCUCUCGACCCAGAUGAGGACAAAGAAUACAAAGGCGGAAAAGUGACCGUUAAGGCUUUGCACGAUGGUCAUGAUGCUUUCUUUAUGGUACAAGUUGAUGGGGACUAUGUGUACUCUAAAGGUACUAGCAACAAAUGCCCUUCUGUUGCUCUCAUGUUUCAAAUUGGAGAAAGUGCCACCUACCAUAAUAUGGGUGGAUGUUCUGAAGGGAGAGCCACAUGCAACAGCAAGUCUUGCAAAGGGCAUGAAGUUGAUAUGAUGCACUUCUCAAUUGGAAAUGCUAUUCCAGGACGGCUCUAUGGUGGCAACCCGAUAGACAACAGGGAUGGAUAUGGCGGUGACAGGUUUGGCCAUUUGGUUGACCUUUAUGCGUGGACCCCGCACUGUAGAUACCUUGAUGGACUUGGCCCUUCAGGAAAUGAUACUAGUGCACAGAAUGAUUGGAAAGGCGCAUGGUGGCACAGUAGCUUCACUACUCAUUCUGGUUUUAUAGAGGAAGAUAGUCCAUAUGCUUCAGAUGGUAAAAAAGGCACAUAUUAUUUUGAAUUCUCUAGACCUUUGAGAACAAUGGAUCGUCUUCAACAGGAUGCUCAGUUCACAAUUGGUGGAUCAAGUAAGAUGUCAGUAGCAUUCUGGUAUCCGGUUGAUGGACAACCAUGGCAUGGUUCUGGACACUAUUCUAUUCACUGUGAUUGGGUACCCUUGGAAAUCUCUUCUGGAAAUUCUAAGCUCACCAAGUCUGCAACAAUUGGCUCCGCCAAUGUUUCCAGUGCCUUUGCCCUUCUGGUAUCAGUAGCCUCUUUAUGCCUCUCUUUUUUUGUUGGUUACAAGCUUUUCAGAACCACUACUGUAAGGCCCUACACAACCAUGGACAGCAACCUUUAGCAUAGCAGUGUGUUUGCAAUUGUAGUUGUAUCAUGUACUUCUAGGUUUGUACUUCUUGGUACUUCCACUUACAUUCCAUUUUUUAUUGGAUUAAGGUGUUACUUUAUUACACCUUAGUGGGUUUUGUCACUUGUUGCAAAAGGCAUUAACCUUAGAAGUUCAUAUUUUAUCUAAAGGAAAUUUGGUCGGGGGAAUU